Diachasma alloeum is the source of this 2314-nucleotide messenger RNA. It is a transcript of the gene alpha-PheRS, whose product is annotated as phenylalanine--tRNA ligase alpha subunit. Gene Ontology annotation, biological process: phenylalanyl-tRNA aminoacylation. Gene Ontology annotation, molecular function: ATP binding; tRNA binding; phenylalanine-tRNA ligase activity. Gene Ontology annotation, cellular component: cytoplasm; cytosol; phenylalanine-tRNA ligase complex. Lineage: Eukaryota; Metazoa; Arthropoda; Insecta; Hymenoptera; Braconidae. Bases 138 to 2201 code for a protein of 687 amino acids. The transcript is spliced from 6 exons. The record is from RefSeq and is a predicted model, not a curated record.
AAUUUAUUUCUCCAAUACAUAUUAGCAUCGCUGGUAUUUGCAUUCAUAACAAACAAUAGAACCUCUCAAUAAUGCAAUUCCAUAACAACAGGUGAUCCCAAUAAUUAGUAUGACGCAAGAUUGAUCCUCAUGUCAAAAUGGCUAGUGAACUUGCUGAGGGUAUUUUGCAGUAUGUAGAUAAAAAUGGGGAAGUCAACUCGCUGGAUUUAGUUAAUGUCUUCGAGGAGGAUCAUCAGAAGAUCAUUGGAGCUAUCAAGAGCCUCCAGACACUCGAUAAUGUCAUCGAUGUUGAGCAAGUGAGCCAGAAGAGAUGGGAGCCAACACCCGAAGGAGAACACGUAAUAGAGCAUGGGAGUCACGAGGCAGCAGUUUACAAAGCUGUCCCAGAAGCUGGAAUCCCCCAAAGUGAAAUCAUGAAAUCAGUGCCAUACGCCAAAGUCGGAUUCUCCAAGGCUAUAGUGGCUGGUUGGAUAAAGCUAGACAAAAGCACUGGCAAGCCCACGGUGACCAGGAAUGUCUCGUCCAUUGAAGACACCACGCAGAUGCAGCUGAAGAGCAUCGAGAGCCUCCCAGACAACAUGAAGGCUGAAUACAAAAAGAGAAAACUCCUGCAGGAGAUCGUCAUCAAAAGUGUGAUCGUCAGGAAGGGGAGGAAUUUCGUCACUAAGAUUGAGAAACAGGAGGCGGAUCUCACUGCUGAUCUGUUGGUCAAUAAUUCGUGGAAGGAGAAGAAGUUCAAACCUUAUAAUUUUGAUGCUUUGGGGGCUGCUCUUGAUGUUGGACACCUUCAUCCACUUUUGAAAGUCAGAACUGAGUUUAGGAAAAUAUUCUUGGAAAUGGGUUUCACAGAGAUGCCAACAAAUAAUUUCGUUGAAUCCUCAUUCUGGAAUUUCGACGCUCUCUUCCAACCCCAGCAGCACCCAGCACGCGACGCCCACGACACAUUCUUCAUCUCAGACCCAAAAUUCACAACAGAAUUCCCCCAGGAGUACCUCCAGAAGGUGAAGGAGGUUCACAGCAACGGUGGCUACGGCUCCGAAGGGUAUCGUUACUCCUGGAAGAUAGAGGAAGCUCAGAAGAACCUCCUGAGGACCCACACGACAGCUGUUUCAGCGAGAAUGUUGUAUAAUCUCAUGCAGAACGGGGAGUUCAAGCCUGUGAGGUACUUCAGCAUUGACAGGGUCUUCAGGAACGAGACUCUCGACGCAACUCAUCUCGCUGAGUUCCACCAGGUCGAGGGGGUCGUCGCUGACUACAAUCUGACCCUGGGGGACCUCAUCGGGACUCUUUACGAGUUCUUCAAGAAAUUGGGGAUUGACAAAUUGGAGUUUAAGCCCGCUUAUAAUCCUUAUACUGAACCCAGCAUGGAGAUUUUCUGCUUCCACGAGGGCCUGGGGAAGUGGAUUGAGAUUGGAAACAGUGGAGUCUUCAGACCUGAGAUGCUGUUGCCUAUGGGAUUGCCGAAGAAUGUUAAUGUCAUUGCUUGGGGAUUGUCUCUUGAAAGACCUACAAUGAUUAAAUAUAAACUGAACAACAUUCGUGAUCUUGUUGGGCCCAAGGUCGACCUGCAAAUGGUCUACACCAAUCCCAUAUGUCGCCUAGAGAAAGUCGCAGGCAAUUCUCAAAUGAGCGUGAGGGAAUCCCAAGAGGAUGAGACAACACAUAGUUUUGGAAAUAACACAUGGAGAAAAUGCGAAAAACUAGAAAAACAGAACUUUGUGAUCUUCUGCGACCCAAAGCAUCCCAUUCUCUGGCUCGAGGCCCUCAUAAAGUUCACGAAAAACUGCCUCAAAACGACUCUAACGACUCAUCUUCAUUCAUCAGCCCAGAAAGUUCCUCUUGAACUCGAGAACUUCUGCUCGGAUUUCAAAAAUUCCCAGAAGUUCGCGGAUUUGACAGUGACUUUCAUCUGGAAAUCUGUGGGAGUGGAUCCAGUCCUGAAAUUCGAUGGAAAUCGAGAGAUCUUUGGUCAAGUCAACAUUGCACGGUAUUUCAACCGAUUAAUAGAACAAAUCAAUCCGAGUUUACUCAGAUACGAGAGCAAGGGGCCACUUUACGCUAAUAAAAUCGAUCGGGCUCUCGAGAAAAUUCACAAUGCCCUGCAUAAUUCUAAGGAAUUACAUUACCCUGAGACAUCGAAGUCACGGUACAUCUUCGAGGAAUUAUCAAUUGUUGAUUUGAUAUUGGAGGGACGGAGAUAGGAAUUUGAUGGAGGAAUGCGAAAAGUUGUAAUUUUGUAUUGAAGAUGAUUACAUUUUUUGACAGAUGCAGAACGAGUUUGUGAUCAUUAUUCCCUAUUUAAUUUCAAUUUGAC